AUGAGCGAGGUUACCUGGCUUGAGGACCCCUUGGGCCCCUAUCACCCCGAGGAUUCUCUAGAAAGGGACGACGCCGAUGGUGUCAGCCUGGGCUCGCUCUCAAGUACAGGCGAGCCUCUGGGAGUGGAGGAACUUAGCCCCGAACCCACCACUAUCGACCCGCAUAAUAGCAACGACGACCCUGACAUCGGAGUCAACUCUGACCAACAUCCAUCCCCUCUGUCAGGCUGGUACUCCCCUGGAACCACCGCUACAAGAGAAGACCAGCUCAAAUUACUCAUCGCCUCCCGUCCAAACUACAACUUCCUCCCCGCAAUCAUCCGCCGAAACGACUCCAAUGGGGCGAUUCACUUUCAAGACUCUGGUCAUGCCUCCAGCCCCCCUCUCCUUAGCCCCUCCUCACUCCGCCCAUCUGCCUCACAAUCCCGUGACAGCUUCGCCGCGGCGGGUGGCUUGGUCGUGUCUAAGCUUGGCGCAAAAGGGAACUCAUCUUCCAAACUCCCAUCGAAACUACCCGAGCAGCCGGCCGGCCAAGACGGUCGGUUUACCUCAGCUCAGAAAGGGAAGAAGAGAGCGCCAACGACCAUUCAGAAAGAAUCCUCGUUUCCCAAUCUUCUUUAUCCGCCUGACUUCAAACUGGACAAACGCCCACCCAAAGAAAAAGCGGGAGAUCGGGACAUUCGUAUCGAGCGGAACUUCAUCCAUAUACAUGAGCUUCUGACCCAAGACCGAUCUGUCUCGGGCCAACUACUAACAGCCCUCAACAAACUCCAAACCGACUUCACGGGCUUCCUCAGCGACUUCAACCGCACCUCGCAACCUUCUUCCCCACCUUUUGCACUUCCAUUGCCCACUCCCUCCCCACUAUCUACACCCACUUCUCCCCUCCCUACCUUCACCCCGGACACUCAAGACUCUCUUCGCACCGUGAGGCUCCAGACUGGAUCAUUCGGCGAUCUUCUCUCUCGCAUCACGGAUGGCCCUUCCCUCCCUGCCUGUGCCUCUGUCAAACGCCCACGCUCCGAACAUGAUCACACUAAUCCCUCUCCGUCCAAGCUCCCUCGCAUUGCCUCACCCCUUCAACUAGGCCAUGAUCCUUCUACUAUCAUGGUGGCACCUGCUCGGUGGGCCCUCCCAACCUCCUCCGCUGCAAUCAUCGCGGUGAUUGGUCGCUGGCAACCAUUUUUCGAGGCACGCGGAGCCCGUCUUCCUCUACCGGACCUGGCGGAACAUGUCAAGGCAUGCGAGGAUAAAUCCUACGUCAUCCGUCUGUCCUUCACCGAUGCAUCCCUCAACACCUUCAUGCGAACCUGGAAGACUCACCAACCUUACAUCCCGGAGAUCUUCGACAUCUCCAUGACACGCAGCAGUGUUUAUUGA
This is a messenger RNA of Lentinula edodes (shiitake mushroom), 1380 nucleotides long. RefSeq lists its product as uncharacterized. NCBI's taxonomy places the organism in Eukaryota, Fungi, Basidiomycota, Agaricomycetes, Agaricales, Omphalotaceae. Bases 1 to 1380 code for a protein of 459 amino acids. The record is from RefSeq and is a predicted model, not a curated record. The transcript has a single exon.